UUGCUAUAAUAAUACAAUAUUUUAUAAAUCUCAAUUAUAUUAAUUUGGAUUGUAUUAAUUGUAUCACCGUUUCUGGCUAUGGGCAAAGCGUCUUCUCCUGUCUACCGCCGCCUCCGCCAUCUGUUUCUGCAGAAAUCCACGCCCACGGCCACCGCCACCGCCGUCGUAACACCCGCCGGAGACAAUAAUACCAAAAAACUUGUCAAAAAGUACAAAUCAAAUUCCAGCAGCUUCGGUGGCCAACUCUUUAUACAUAAGACCACCUUCCUCCGCCUCGCGAAAUCCGGCCACUUCUCCUCCGUUCGAGAUGUUCUCGAUCACAACAAACUCUACCCAGAAGCGCAAAAUGAAGCCUUUACCGCCCGCCUCAUCUAUCUCUACGGCGAAGCCAAAAUGCUGGACCAUGCACUUCAGCUGUUCGACGAAAUGCCCCAAUUAAAUUGUCCACGCACCGUCCUUUCCUUUAACGCCCUUUUGUCAGCCUGCCUUACUUCCGCAAGCUUCGACAAAGCCGUCGAGCUUUUCCAAGAACUACCCGCAAAACUAUCGAUAAAGCCGAACUUAAUCUCCUACACCACCGCUAUCACAGCUUCCUGCAAAACGGGAUCACUCGAUACGUCCAUUUCAAUGUUGAAGGAGAUGGAUAAAAACAAUGUGGAGCCGAAUACUGUUACAUUUAACAUACUCUUGAAUGCGUUUUAUCGAAGCGGUAGAUUUUCGGAGGCGGAAAAUUUAUGGAACUUAAUGGAAGAGAAGAAAGUAAUUCCUGAUUUGGGGUGUUAUAAUUCAAGAUUGCUUGGCAUGGUGAACGAAAAUAGAUUUUCGGAAGCCAUGGUAGUUUUCGAGGGAUUUGAGAAAAAGGGGUUGAAGCCCAAUAUAUACACUUACAAUUAUUUGAUGAAAGGGUUUGUGGACAAAGGCGAUAUGGAGGAGGUGAAGAAAUGGUACGGGAAGAUACUAGAGAGCGGUAAUUGUCGUCCGGAUUUUAUCACAUUUAGGACACUUAUUCCGUUUGCUUGCGACAAUGGUGAUAUUGACUUCGCGCGUGAAUUGUACGAGAAGUCCGUUGGUUUAAAGAUCAAUUUUCCGAGCUGCAAGAUUAUGCAGGAAGUGAUCGAUAAGGUGGUCGGGCAGUUCAAAGUUGGUGAUGCAAGAGUGGAUUAGUAUUUGAUAAGCUCUCACCGACCGAGAGGAAUUUGAUAUAAUGAACCGUUGAAGAAUUCAAAGGAACGAGUCACCAUCAUCUUCAGCCACUAUCCAAAAUUUAUAGAAGAUAAAUGGCCCAAGAUGUGAUUUGUCAACUCAGUCAUGCAGCAGUUAGUAACCAGUCAGUGUCAUACGUCAACACAACUUAACCCGUCAAUAACCACUUUGCACCCACGACUAUCUGGUCAUGGGUUCGAGACACCAGGAGGGGAAUUGCGGGAACCAGUAAAUUUAUGAGUACCGAACUACCGAUAUCGAAGUACACGCCAGAUACUGGCGGCUGAGAUCGCAAGCUACCAUUUUCAUGAUUCUUAUGCUUCUGAUAUUAUGCUUCUCCGCUGUGACGAUUCCAACCGCCAAGCGAUACACCGGACAACACGUCACGAAAUCAGAUGGCGGUACACGAGGAACGGACUUGAGACCUGGAGUGGAGGUGGAUUAUAGCCGAAACGAAAGAUCAUCUGACAAUGCGAAACCCUCUCAGCUGGCCUGUUAAACUAAUAGCCGCUCGAUCCAUGUAUCGGGUAACUUAAUAAUAUCCUGCUAGCCCGCAAAGACGACGACGAUGAUAGCCAGACGAAUGAGGAGCUCUUUGAGGGAUUAUCGAUUAUGAUCGUAGACGUAAUGGCGGCUUGCCUCACCAAUUUAGUGCGUGUUAUAUAACCUUCAAAGUGUCACGAAAGUACCGUCAGUGGAAGGGAGGGAAGCGUCCGUCGAGUGGCUAUUCUUUUCGGGGGAGAGUGAAGAAAUUCUUGAAAUUCUUCAGCUGCGUGAGCUUCCGAAAUUGGAUCCGGAAAAGGCCGGUAAUCUCGAAGAGUGGAGGGCGUUUCUGGAAUUAAACCAACCGGCGUCUGUUUAAUUUGGCCUCGGGUGAGGAUUCGGCGGGUCCACACUCCAACGAUGAGGAACCGUGAUCGUAAAAUUAGUUUCUGGUGACCAAUAAGCAUAUAUUGUCAGCAUCCUUUCUGUUAGUUUUAAUGUUAAGUUUGUAAUGCACAAUUGAAUAAAAAUAUGCAGAAUUGUGGAAUAAAUGUUUUGAAAAUUAUUGUGAUUAAGUACAAUUUUCUCCUCUGGCUGAGCAAGUGAAUACUUUUUUCAAUAUGUAAAUUUACCACGAUGCCCCUGACUUAAUAGGGGGUGUU
Erythranthe guttata (spotted monkey flower) is the source of this 2348-nucleotide messenger RNA. Its product is annotated as small ribosomal subunit protein mS78 (rPPR3a). Gene Ontology annotation, biological process: mitochondria-nucleus signaling pathway; chloroplast-nucleus signaling pathway. Gene Ontology annotation, molecular function: protein binding. The record is from RefSeq and is a predicted model, not a curated record. Gene Ontology annotation, cellular component: chloroplast. Lineage: Eukaryota; Viridiplantae; Streptophyta; Magnoliopsida; Lamiales; Phrymaceae.